Molecule: messenger RNA, 11534 nt
Organism: Pelobates cultripes (western spadefoot toad)
Lineage: Eukaryota; Metazoa; Chordata; Amphibia; Anura; Pelobatidae
Source: the annotation of a GenBank genome assembly
GUUUGACUUGUGCUGGCUCUGCCCCUGAUCUGCCUCUUUGUCAGUCUCAGCCAAUCCUAUGGGGAAGCAUUGUGAUUGGAUCAGGCCACCACUUCCGAUGAUGACAGCAGACUGCUUGUUUUUCUGAGGCAAACAGCAUACAGAUCUACAGCUUCAGGCUUGAAUACAGUAAGAUUUUGCUAUAUUUAUGGGGGCAUGAGGGGCUCGGGGGGGCCAGAUGGUGGUGUUAACACUAUAGGGUCAGAAAUACAUGUUUGUGUUCCUGACCCUAUAGUGAUCCUUUAAAGAUUAAAUAUAUGAUAAUCCAAUAUGUAAACAUAUGUAAAAUGUACAUGAAAAUCCAAUAUCUUGUAAGUGCAACUGUUUAAAAUGAGUUAAAUAUGAAAUAUAGAUUUUCUGUUUGUUUCCUUGCAGUUAAUGUCUAAACCCAUAAUGCUAUCAAUUUAUCACAUUUGUAACUAAUGGUAGAGAUUCAUUAACAGCAAAUCUAUUAGUUAAACAUCUAACACAUGAUUCAAAGUUCAGAUGAGUUCAGAUGAUUUGUACAUGAGAUCAAAAUUCUUCUUUGUGUUUAAGGUGAAAUCUGUUCUUAUCUGAUCGUGUAGCAAUGCCUGUCAUUGAAUUUGUCGCAGGGUGGAUUUCAGGUAAGUUAAUAAGGACUUAUCUCAGUUGACACUGGUACACAGUGGAAGGUGGGGCACCUUUCCCUACGCCCAGUUAUUGUUCCAACAAUACAGUUGGCACUGUAAGGACUACAGAUAGAUAUGUGUUAGAAAAAGAAAAAACAAUGUAUCUGUCAUGAUUAUAUCUCUCGUUUAUUUUCUCCCCCUUAUUGAUGACUGGAGGUGCAGCUGGGUUUGAACAUGGCAUUGUAUGUCAUGAGGUUAAGUGGGUAGAACCCAACAAGUUGGGAUUGGGGCAGUGCUAUCUUUAAACUUGCUUUUGAGCAAAUAAUAAAAUGGUUAUAUGUGCAAUAUACAUGUCUUCCAGGCUUAUUUACUAAAAUGAGAAUUGGCAAGAAUUCAAAGUGAAUUUCAAACUUGGAGGCCAUGCUAAAUUUGAGACUUUUUGCCAGUUCAGCUAUUUUGUCCACUAAAUUGAAAUUCCCCUUAAAUGCCAAAAGUUCUCACUUUAGUAAACAACCCUGUGUGUAUAAAGGGCAAUAUUAUGUUUGUCAUUAAAAUAGUGAAACUGGAAAAACCUUGGUCAUAAGGUAGUUAAACAAACAGAACAGUAAGAAGUUAAACAAGUAGAAGACAAAGGAAAGGAAACACAAACAUUGCUUAAAGUCGCUCUGUGAACCCCCUCCCCACCAAAAAAAAAAGAGAAAUACUCAUAAUGGCUGUGUUGGAAUUUCACUGAAAUUCCAUCCUCGUCAAAACAUAUAAGGCAAAGUAGGAACUACUUGGUCUUAUGUGUGUUUCUACGCUUGACAAGGGGUGGAGUUACCGUUUGUCAAGCCUUGUCAAGCUGUCAGCCAUCACUAGGCCUAGUGGGAUCCUCCAUAGUCAUUAGUGUUGUGCUCUCGUGUUUGUGCCAGAUUACAGAACUGACGUUGGCUCCUAGCAGAGGAAACGCCAGGAGUUGAAGAGGACCUCAAGGAAGAAGAUGGCGGUGCCCACCAAGGACAGGUUCAGGUAAGUUAAAAACUACAGUUUCCUGCACCCCAUGGCCACCAGAAUGCAAGAGGAGCAGUUACCUUCACCAGAUGUUGCUGCUCGGGGGUAUGGAUUUGCUUGAGAGAUGUAAGCGAGAGAUUAGCAUUAGCAUAGGGUAUGCGUUUUCUUAUAGUUACAUCCUGUGAGUUCCCCUCCAGCAACACCUCCAUCAGAUACAUGACGCUUGGGAGGUAUGACUUUUUAAAAUGUUUUCUGUCAAUAAAAUUCUGUAAUAAAGUCCACUGUAAUUGUUAGCACUAGAUCCGAUGGGCUCUUAAUCCGGCCCUAUACACUGAGGCUUAAAUAAAUGCAUUUACCGAACUGUUCAAGAGAGGAAUCCAGACUUGACUCCAAUUCAGUGUUAAACUAUACAAGAAUGUUUUAAAGAAUUGUUCCUUAGUGUUCCUGGAGUGUUCCUUUAACAUAUAACUUAUUAAUAACAAUUAAAAAAAAAAUCACCCAUGAAAUAUAUAUAUAUAUAUAUAUAUAUACAUAUAUAUAUAUAUAUAUAUAUAUAUAUAUAUAUAUAAAACAUAUAUAUCUAUAUUCGUUUGUUAUGAACAUGUAGAACUGUAAUCACCUUAUUUUUUCCAAUUAUAGGUGCCAUUGGUAUUGUUGUUGGACACCCUAUUGAUACAGUUAAGGUAAUAGCAUAGUCUAUUAUGUAAGUCAAUUGAGCAGGGUCCUCUUCAACCUAUCGUUCCUGUAAGUUUUCUUGUAAUUGUCCUAUUAUUGUUAAAUUCCCCCUGUUAUAGUAUUGUAAAGCGCUACGGAAUCUGUUGGCGCUAAAUAAAGGGCAAUAAUAAUAAUAAUAAAGACUAUUAGGACUCUAUGAGUAAGGGCUCAAAGGGGAGGGGGAGAAAGCAACCUGUUAAAAAGAAUUUCCUCUUCUUUUUUUCUACCAGUUAACAAUAUUUUAUAUAUAGUAUAUUGUAGGCAUCUGUAGAUCCAUUAACAAUACUCUCAGCAUAGAGUUUAAAAAGGUCCAUCAACAUCCAUUUUCUGUGUUAUGUUAACACACUAAGGGGUCCAUAUUUUUGGAAGUGAUUUACAAGGCAGGAGCCAAUCUGAUAUAUUGUCUUCUUGCAGGCUAUGCUGUUAGCAAAGCUUUACUACAAAACAAAAGAAUGAAUUCAUGAAAGAUUUCCUCCAUAGUAAUACACACAAAAUAUUUUAUGUAUUGCCUUUAACCAAUUCUAUACAACUUCCAAAAACAGCAUAAAACAAGACAAUUGUGAUGGCUCUCUGGGUGACAGUUACUAGAGGUGUCCUUAGGGACAACUGUAAAUACUGCUUUAUCACAGAAAAAGACAGUGUUUACAAUGGAGAGAUAGAAUAUUACAACAUUGUGGUUCUGGUGCUUAGAGUGUCCCUUCUAAUAAAUAAAAGAUAAAAAAAAAGUGGUGGUCCAGGAUCCGAGCAAUUUCCAGCUUCUUUUCCACCUUCUGUUCAGAGAUGGGAAAUUGGAAAAGUGUCUCCAGGAACCCUGUUAAUAAGGAGGGGCCGUAAGAAUACUUAAAGGGACACCGUAGGCACUGUACCUGCUUCAUUUCAUUAAGCUGAUUAUAGUGUAUGGAGUCCCCUGGUGCCAUCAUUUCUUUCAGCAUUAAACUGUUUUUAAUGUUGUAAUGUUUUAAUGCUAAACAAGAGACCACAGUAGUCCAUCCCAUCUGUGCUGCUUUGGCUAAUAAGGAAGUAUUACCCUGAGCAGCAAUGGGCAGCUGUGAUUGGCUGAGAGUGUCAGCUGACUGCUUUUAACCUGUCAGAGCUCCAACUGACGGUAUGAAUGGGUAUGACAACAAGGAAGUGUGUAAUCUCUGCCUUAGCUACACAUACAGAAGGGGCCGGACUGUGGGUGGCCAGGGACUCUUAUUUUGUGGCAUACUGCACAAACAUGGUGCAACACUGAAUGGAGGGACAGUGCCAGGGCACUCCAGGCACUAUAACCAAUUCAAAGAGACAAAGUGGUUAUAGUGACUACAGUGUCCCUUUAACCUCUGCACUUAUCUUAUGUGCAGUGGAUGAGGGUUCUAAUAUAAUGUACAGUGUCUGCAGGGUGUCAUAGGUUCCAACUCCUCGGACUUUGGCGUGGUGGCAUCAGAGGGGAUAACACAUAUAAUUAAGGGCCUUGGUCCAUAAUUAUGGUGGUCUUCUUGGUCCGAAGCCCGGGUGCUAAAUGCCCAGUCCAUUCAAAUAGGCUUUUCUAGUGGCUUCCAAAUCCCCUUAAAGGACCACUAUAGGCACCCAGACCACUUAAGCUCAAUGAAGUGGUCUGGGUGCCAGGUCCAUCUAGGAUUUACCCUGCUAUGUUUACAAAUGGAUUAAUCCAGCCUCUAGGGCUGUCUCAUUGACAGCCGCUAGAAGGGCUUCUGCACUUCUCACUGUGAUUUUCACAGUGAGAAGACGCCAGCGUCCAUAGGAAAGCACUGAGGAUGCUUUCCUAUGGACUGGCUGAAUGCGCGUGCGGCUCUUUGAGGCGAUGUGCAUUCAGCAGAUGACGGCCAAAGGAGGAGGAGACUACCCAGCGCAGAGGGAGCCCGGCGCUGGAGACAGAUGAGUGUUUAACCCCCUUCCUCUCCAUUCAGACCGGCGGGAGUAGGACCAUUAGAGGUGUCAUUAUAGCUCAAUGUAAAACACUACUUUUGUCAGAUAUUCUGCACAUACAUGUUUACUGUCUUUUUAAAAAAAACAACAAUGUAUUGAUGGUUAUGAGUAAUGUUCACAUUUUGUUACAGGUACGCCUGCAAACACAGUCCCAAUACCGUGGAAUUCUGGACUGCAUAUUGAAAACGUAUGGAAGAGAGACAGUAAGGACAGUUUUAUUUCACUAUUGUGUGAUGUGCUAAUGUUAAUGUUUUUUAUGGGUUCUGGACCUUGCAUGCAAUGUUUGAAAAUUAGGAUUUAGCACUGCAAACUCUCUCUCUCUAUAUAUAUAUAAACAAACAAACAUUACCGGUACUUUACGUUACUUCCAAAUGCCAUGGUGCCUCCAACACUUUGUUUAUGAAAAACAAUAGGACUCUGAUUAUGGUCACUAACGGAAUAAGCACAUUAAAUAUUUGAUGAAUAAAAGAGCUCUUACCUAGCAUAUCAGAUACUAGAUGGGGUCUGAAAUAAAGACAGCAGCUACAAAUAUCAGCUGCUGCCCAGGAGUGUGGUCUCCACUAAUAUUGGUAAGGGUAGGACAUGCAUCUCCAAGUGCUGCCCUUAGAUUAAAGGAUCCCAAGCUUUUGCCCUAAUCCUCACCCAAACCACAGCCCCUACUCUGGUCCUAACUGUAACCUUAGCCUUAACCCUACACUGAAACAUUGGAGUCUUGCUUGACACUGUAUAAUUCAUGUUGAUAUACUGAUGCAAAUCCUAUUGGGACAUAAUAUCCCUGCCCCUAGCCCUAAAUACACAAUAAACUCUGCACAUUUCUAAACAUAUUUCUUAAUCUUAAUUCUAACUAUAAUACAAACUGUACAUGCGAUCCAUAAAAAACUUGUACUGAAACAUCACAUUUAGAAAAUUGUAUACUCCUGCAGUCAACUGUUUCCCACAGUGCACAAACACCAAAAUUCAUAGUCCUUUGAAUGUUACCAAAAACUCAUAGUAAAAAUUAAGAAAAAGAGAUGCCAGAUGACCUAAUGAUGCAUUGUUUUAUCUUGACUAUCUUUGAAUUCUCUUUUCUAGAUAUUUGGUUUUUUUAAAGGUAUGAGUUUCCCUGUUGGAAUGGUGGCGAUCAGCAAUUCUUUAAUGUUUGGAUCAUAUAGCAAUGCACUGCUCUACCUAAGUGGCAAAAAUUUUGAAGAUCGAGCAAAUCCAAAACAUAAUCUCCACAUUUCUAUGGCUGGUUGCUUUGCUGGAGGGGUUCAAGUAAGUAUAUAUAUAUAUAUAUAUAUAUAUAUAGAGCAUCAACCAAAACAGUGGUGGGAAAAAUUUUGAUUGAAAACCCCUUCCACUUGAAGUCUGUGGAUAGUUAAUAUGAACCCUUUGCGCUAGUAACAUCACUGCAAAUUUGUGAUUUCUGUGUGAAAAGCAAGUCUUAUGGCUUGACUGGUGUGCAGAUUUUUGUUUAACAUUGUAUUAAACACAUAUAUGUGUGUGUGUAUAUAUAUAAAAUAGUCCAAUAUUCUGGCCCUCACCCAAAGUUAAAUAAUUCCAAAAUAACCCAGGUGCUUCCCAGCGUAGAUAUAGAGCAAUGAAUAAACGGAGCACGCCACAGGAUUUUCUCAAAGUGUGGAUUGAGAGAAUCAACGUUUUGAUCCUCCUGGGUCUUUAUCAACCUUGAUAAAGACCCAGGAAGGAUGAAACGUUGAUUUUCUCAAUACGCACUUUGAAAAAAUCCUGUGGAGUGCUCCGUUCAAUCAUUGCUCUCUCUCUCUCUAUAUAUAUUUAUUUAUUUAUUUAUUCACCCCUCCUGCGUGUUAUAUAAUAUUUUUGUAUAUCCCUCAUUCACGGGUCCACUACCAAAGGCCUGGGACUCUGAGGGUUCUGAGCAGUAUCUAGAACUGCACUCUUCUGGACAGCAAUCUCAGAUGUCACUCCUGGAAUCUGUUAAAGGACCACUAUAGUGCCAGGAAAAGAUACUCGUUUUCCUGGCACUAUAGUGCCCUGAGGGUGCCCCCACCCUCAGGGUCCCCCUCCCGCCCGGCUCUGGAAGGGGGAAAGGGGUUUAAACUUACCUUUUUCCAGCGCUGGGCGGGGAGCUCUCCUCCUUCUCUCCUCCUCUGUUCCGCCCCGUUGGCUGAAUGCGCACGCGCGGCAAGAGCUGCGCGCGCAUUCAGCCGGUCGCAUAGGAAAGCAUUUACAAUGCUUUCCUAUGGACGCUGGCGUGCUCUCACUGUGAAAAUCACAGUGAGAAGCACGCAAGCGCCUCUAGUGGCUGUCAAUGAGACAGCCGCUAGAGGAUUUGGGGGAAGGCUUAACCCAUAAAUAAACAUAGCAGUUUCUCUGAAACUGCUAUGUUUAUUAAAAAAUGGGUUAACCCUAGAAGGACCUGGCACCCAGACCACUUCAUUAAGCUGAAGUGGUCUGGGUGCCUAGAGUGGUCCUUUAAAGCCACUCCUAAACUUGGAGGUCACAGCCCGAGUGCUACUAUCAUAGCUGCGACACAAUCGCCUUCACUUUCCACAUCCUUUCUAGCUACCCAUUCAGUGUUUAGUAUUUGUCCACCUUCUUCCUGAUGUUAUAGUCACUGGGUCUUGCUAUUUCCACCACCUCUGCAGUGUUCUGUUUCUUGUCUACCACCACAAUAUCAGGUUGGUUAGCCACUACUUGCUUGUCUGUCUGGAUCUGAAAGUCCCAAAGAAACAUAGCCCUGUCAUUUUCAACUACCUUUUGUUGUGUCUCCAAUCUAGAAUUAGGUAGGUCCACCAACAUAUUCUGUGCAGGUACUUCAAUACACAAUCCCAGCAAUUUGGUGUGUCUCUCGGUAUAUGCUGUCCUUGCUAACACAUUGCUACUCUAUGCUGUAUUGUCUUAGAGGCAUAUUUGCACAGUCUGCACCUUGGGUCCUGUCUGGUGUGGUAGACCCCUACUUCUAUUGAUCUGAUGCAGAGUGUCUGUUCCUGUGCUGCUAUAUAAAGCAAGCAUUACAAAUGUUAAAAAUACCACGCCACACACUAAUAAUCACUAUCUAUAACAGUUGUUCUCAGUUCUCAAUGCACACCCGAGGUCCAGGUUUUUUCUGUAUCUUUAUUAUUAUUUACAUAGUGUCGACAAAUUACGCAGCUCUUUACAAUUAUAGAAUGUGGAUAUUUGACCACAUGUGAUUGACAAACAGAAUAUAACAGAGACAACACAUGAAAUAGGAACAUAACGGACAAAUAUUUAAAGCCUUGAGCACUGGGUUUGGGAACCACUAGUGCAGGUAACGUGAGAAAAUCAGUCAAAUCUAAAUAGGUAAAGACUGGCAUGUACUCACAGUCUUACAUUGUUUGGUGGUAGGAUUAAGCACACAUUAAAGAGAUUUUUCUGUUAAUAAGCUUAUAAUGUAAAGGAAGUGGGAUACAUGUGAGACAAAAGAGUAUAUUCAGUAAAUCUGUAAUUGUGGAGAUUUGAUAAAGAAACUGCAACAAAUUUUAGACCAAAGAUGCCAAACUGAAAAGACCUCCAACUUUAUUAUUUUUAAAACUCACCCCUUAUAGCCUAAAAGAUGGAAUUCCACUGUAAAGGCUUCACAUAACUCCAAUUAGCAAAUAACCCCAGUGAUAUAGAGUAAUCUAUGGUAUAACUGCAAAAUUUGGGGUAAAAAACUCCCUGCGUCCUGUAUGGUGAAUAUAUGUAUGUCUGGCAGUAUUUAAAGCAACAUAGUAACACAUCCCAGUAACUACCAGAGGGAUAGGUGGAGUAAAGGAGGUUAAAAGGUGAUGCUAGGUUUGGGUGAAGUGUGAAGGUGUAACAAAAUAUUAUGUAACGAAGCAAAAAAUGAUAUAGAAAUAAGAUAUAGUAAAAUAAGAAAGAGUGCACAAUCUACAGCUAAGAAAAUCUUGCAAAUGCGGUUCCUAUUUCCGUACAGUGUACAUAUUCUGAAGGAAAAUGCAGCCUGUAAUACUAGCUGUUAGCUAAAUGCUUAUUUAUUCCAUUGCAUUUGCAACACUUUAGGUCAUAUUUACUGCUCCAGUUGACCUCAUCAAAGUUAGACUACAGAAUCAGACCGAAUCAUUUAAGAGCCAUGGGAAAACAUUCCAUGUGAAGUCUUUAUACAAAGGUCCUUUUCAUUGCGCUGCCUGCAUCUUCAGGAAAGAAGGCGUUGCUGGACUUUACAGGGGUUCUAUAGCUUUGGCUUUACGGGAUGUGCCAACCACUGGACUAUAUUUCCUUGCUUAUGAGGUUCUCUGUAAGUGGAUGACCAACGAUGGAGAGGUACCAGGUGGGUGGCAUAUUAUCGCAAAUAAAAUAUUUGCAUGUGCUGCACAUUGCAUUAAGGUGUGCAUGUAGUGCAUGCAUCUAAACCUCUAGCCCCCCCAGAUGUUGUUGAACUACAAUGUCCAUGAUUCUCUUGCCAUUUAUGGCUUUCAGAGAAUUUUGAGUUGUAGUCCAUGAACAACUUGGGGAGAGAGGUGGGUAGCACAGUUUCACAUUGCUGCCCAAGAGAAUAUUACCAAGUAAAGUUUACUUAAAAAUACUUAAUUCUAAAAUAAGGUUGAAAAUAUAACUAUCUAACCCAAAUUCUUGCAAAACUUCCCAUUGGAUCCUAGGCAAUUUAUCUGAGCAUGGUAGGGUAUGCCUAGGCCCACCUGAGACACCUUCUUUCUAUGUGCAUGGCACAAUCAUUCCAAAAUCACUAUGAAUUGCAAUUGCUUUUUAAAUUUCAUGCAUUUUCACAUAAGUGCCUGCAAUUUACAGUUACUACCUGUUGAUUUUUUGCUCAAAAUUUGAUUUUUGCUACAAGAUGUAAAUGGGACUGUAUGGUAUUCCUUACUCUAAACUGAGUCAUAUUGCUAUUAAAGGGUCACUUAAAACAUUUUACUAUUAUGAAAAUACAUAGAAGGCACUCUUAAAAUAUAUUAUUUAUGAAGCAUUGUGUACAAUAGUGCUACAAAUGUGAAAAAAAAAUAUGGUUUGUCCUUUAUUUUUUCCCUCUGUUACUUUGUCCUAGUUUCUUUGGGCCUUGCAUAUGUUCUGCAGGAUAAACAUCACCUGAGCAAAAAAAAAUAUUAAAUUUUAAUAAAGUAAUAUAGAGAUAAUGCAUUAUGUAAAUGCCAUGGUAAAAAUGUUUUCCACUCUUGAGUAGUCCUUUAAAAGUUUAUCAAUGCACCUAAUUUUAUGGGUUAAUUUAUGCAAAAAUGACCAACUAAACAAUCAAACGAACAGACUGGUGCAGCUACAACCUCAUGGAAUAUCGUUGCCAGUUAUUAAAUGCAUAUCAUGUGGAUAAAAUUUAACAUACGCAUCCUUGGUGCUGGGCUUUGUAAAACUCCAAUAGAAAAUCUUAUCCCUAAAUGAUCCCAAAUGUCCGCACACUCUGACCUGAGUAGUACAUUCCACUGCACACCAAUAUUCUUAGAAAAAAAAAAAGGGAAAAAAUACAAAACAUGAAAUACAAGCAAACAAUUGCCUAGAACAGUCCUCAUAACAGUCCUAGCCUGUCAUAAUAUGCAGUAAAUUCCACUGGGGAAAAAAUAUAUGUCAAAAAUAUAAUAGAAACUAGGAAAAAAUUAUAAAAGAACAGCACCUGUGAGAAGGGGGAAGAACCAUAUAAAAGUCACCAAUGAAGGACCGAAAUGCCCUGAACAUGUUUCACACCUGGCACAGCGCUUUCUCAAUACAAGACGAGUCUCAUGUUGAGAAAGCGCCAUGCCAGACUUGAAAAGCGUUCAGGGCAUUUCGGUCCUUCCUUGGGUCACUUCUAUGUGGUUCUUCCCCCCUUCUUACAUGUUCCGUUCUUUUAUCAUUUUUUCCUAGCUUCUGGUAUACUUUUGACCUGUUUCCCCCAGUGGGAUUUACUGCAUAUUAUGACAGGCUAGGAUCACAGAACAUAUUGUUAUCAACCUUCACAUACUGUAUGAUAUUGGACUGGCGCAUAUGAGGACUGUUCUAGGCAAUUUUUUGCUUGUAUUUUUCCUUUUUUUUGCACAUAAAUGUACCUUUUCUAAGAAGAUUGGUUUGCAGCGGAAUGUACUACUUGUCACGAAGUACAAAACUAACAUGCUAACAUGCAGAAUUUAGGAUAGCAAGGAAAGGACUAAGGAAAAUAAACGUAUUACCGGGCCUUAGAGUGGCCAGACUUAACGUUAGACAGAGUAAAGCAUAGUCAAAAUACAAGCCGAAGUCUGGGUAACUGAGAGACAGCAAAAACGAGAACUGGCUCAAGUCGGGUGCACGGUAAUAGUCAGAUAGGCAAACAAGACAGGCAAGGGUUAAAGAGAAAUGCAGAGUCAGGAAACAAAGCCUAGGUCAAUGCCAGAAUACAAUACAAUAACUCAAGGAAUGCACUAAAGGGUACUGGGAACAGAAACCACAAUAGGGCACAGUAUCUAGGACCAGGUAAAUUUAAAUAAUCCUAGGUUUCAUCAUCAUGCCUGCACUCCAAAACGUGUGUGAAUGGGGGUGCUGGAAUGACAUGAGCCAAUGGGAGCCGACUGCAAGGUUAGGGUCCCAUUUCCCCUUUAUGAGCGUGCUCUUGAUGCGAGAUGCAUUCUUAAUACUGUAUGGGUCGUGUGCCAGAUCAGAAUGUUCGGUGCGUGUGGCCCACCAGGAGCCAGGAGUUUUUGAGCCGCACGUGGCUCGUCUGGAGGCAGGAGUGCUCCAGCUUUUAGGAGUUAUAUAAGGGUUGUGGUAAUUAGCUUAGCUAAUAUAGCUUGGCUGCUACUUCUAAGUGAUGCUUCAAAGUGUGUGCUUUUAUUUUAUUUUCCGGAAACUGCAUGAUGCAUUAUUGUGUAUUAAUACAUGAUAUUUUAGAGUAUCUAAAUUUAUUAAUAUUUCUCCCCCACCCCUCCCUUUUUUCUUUCUUUCAUAUUCAGGUACAUGGGCAAUGCUGUUUGCUGGUGGCUGUGCAGGGACUGUAGGGUGGGCUGCUGCAAACCCAAUGGAUGUAAUAAAAUCUCGCAUGCAGAUGGAUGGGAUCAAUGGCAGUAAAUACCGAGGGAUUCUGGACUGUUUUGUAAAAAGUGUUCAAGAGGAAGGAGCAAAAGUCCUCUUGAAAGGUCUUGCUAUUAACAGCCUCAGAGCCUUUCCUGUUAAUGCAGUAACAUUCUUAAGCUAUGAGUUACUUCUUCAGACAUUGAGGUGAACCUUGAUUCAGUGGUGAACACCUCCAAAAACGACUGCAUUAGUUUAAAUAAUGGUCUAUAUACCUCUGUGUGAACCUCUUUAGGAGCUGUGGGAACAACCAACCUACAAAUACACUGUGAAUUUCAGUUUGCACACCUACCUUCUGCAUUACUCUUG